Paraglomus occultum is the source of this 1422-nucleotide messenger RNA. Lineage: Eukaryota; Fungi; Glomeromycota; Glomeromycetes; Paraglomerales; Paraglomeraceae. The record is from the annotation of a GenBank genome assembly.
AUGUUUCCAAAGUCGCCGUUGGGUUUGAUUAUGCCAAAUAACGACAAGCUGCUUCCGCUGGCGGAUGAGGGUUAUGACGACCAUUUUGACUCAUCACUAUCAUACAAACGCGUAUCACGAAAUGAAGAAUACGAUGUUAUCAUUCGUGUAGGACAGGGCGAGAAUCGUGAAGAAUUCUGGUCAUAUUCAAAAGUAUUAAGAAAAAGCGGUUUCUUUGCUGCUGCAUUGAGUAGUCGAUGGGCUAAAAAAUCUGAAGCAGGUCUAUACGUGGUAGAUCUGGAAAGAGUUGAACCGGAUGUAUUUGAAAUCAUACUAAAACUCUCCCCCUCUUUCCUACUCUCUCUCCUCAUUUCGUCAGACGAACUCUCGCUUGACGACCUCACAUCACAAAUCCAAACUCACUUUCUGACGACUGCGCAUAAUUGGACCUUAUCCAACCUAGUUCAUCUACUCAACGCUCUUUACCACUAUGAAGGAGGAUUUUCGCUAUUGAGAACAUUUAUAUUAGAUACGGUAACAAAGAACCCCAGGUUGUUGUUUGGGUCCGAGGAAUUUGGACAAUUGCAAGAAGAAACCGUCAUGGAUCUGGUAGUGAAAAGAACACACGAAUUGGAACAUUGGACUAGCGAUGACUGCGAAAAGAUAAAAGAAAAGCUUAGCACAUUAUUGGAAGAAAUCAUGUUUCCUUCGUUAUCCCGAAACGUAUACUGUCAAAAAAUCAUUCCAUGUGCAAAACUAAUCCCGGACGAUAUCACCAACGAAGUCCUCGACUACUACCUACGACGUAGAAAGGCCGAUUAUAUACCGAUCCAACCCAAAGUCAUUCUCCGCGAUUCGACCAUAAUCAACCACUUUCACGCAUCGAUAAUUUCCAAAUGGAUCGAAGCAGGCAACGCUCGACUGUCUCGCAAACCAUCGUCCCGGAUUAAACGUCUAUCUCAACAAAUAUUUCAUCCUCGAUCAUCUUAUCGAUUCAAUCUUAUCUUUCGCAAGAGCCGAUAUGGAUUUGUAUCCGAAGAUUACAGGAGUCAAUGCUCGGGGGUAACGCCAAUGGUUGUUGUGGCCAAAGUCAAAAACUCUUACAAACUUGUGGGCGGAUAUGCACCAGUCGGCUUGAACACUGCUGGCGCCAAGAAGGAGAUUAAAGAUGGGUGGGAAAAAAGUUUCAUAUUCAGUUUUUCGGAACCCGAACAAGGCAGUCUACGAGACUGUGCAGUCAUGAGCAGGAUGGUUGAGGAGAGGGAAGGAGGGUAUAUUCCAUUUUCGUGGUUUGGUCCUCGGUUUGGUAGUGACUUGUUUAUCAAUUUGGAGACUGAUCGAUGUGUGUGUCGGCAAGCAUAUUACGAAAAUUCUGUGAUGGAUGAGAGUAAUUUUGCCAUCGAUGAUUGUGAAAUCUUUGAAGUGGUCAAAUCUGAUGAUUGA